Molecule: messenger RNA, 1632 nt
Organism: Microthlaspi erraticum
Lineage: Eukaryota; Viridiplantae; Streptophyta; Magnoliopsida; Brassicales; Brassicaceae
Source: the annotation of a GenBank genome assembly
AUGGCUGCGAUUGUGGCGAAACUAACGCGAACGACUCAAUGGCGGAUUGUUCAACAUCAAUAUCUGCUUCUACGUGCAGUGUCGACAUCUUCUUCUAACUCGUAUUUCCAAAUUGCUUCCUUCUCUUCAGCAUUUCGUCGAGCAGGUCUUGUACAUUCUCAAAUCUUAAGCUACGUACCCAAUUUCGUCUCGUCCAAUCGAUUCUCCACCCAAACCAUCUCCGAAACAUUUGAUGUCAACGAAGUCUUUGCUCCGCUGGAACAGGGUCUGAUUGAUUUAGUCAGAGAGGUCUCUGAGCUAGAGUCGGAGUCGGAUGCCAUGGCUUCUCUAGAAGAGUCCUCCUUUGGUCUCAGUCACGAUUCUGUGUACUCUCUAAUCUGGGAACUAAGAGAUGAGUGGAGGCUUGCCUUUCUGGCAUUCAAAUGGGGAGAGAAACGCGGCUGCGAUGAUCAGAAAGCUUGUGACUUGAUGAUCUGGGUUUUGGGUAAUCAUCAAAAGUUCAACAUUGCUUGGUGUUUGAUCCGUGAUAUGUUCAAUGCUUCAAGGGACACUCGAAAGGCCAUGUUCCUCAUGAUGGACAGAUAUGCUGCUGCUAAUGAUACUAGCCAAGCUAUUAGAACAUUUGGUCUCAUGGAUAAGUUUAAGCACAUUCCUGAUGAAGAAGCAUUUCAAGGGUUGUUGUAUGCAUUAUGUAGACAUGGGCACAUUGAAAAAGCUGAAGAGUUUAUGCUUGCAAGCAAAAAGCUCUUUCCGGUGGAUGUUGAGGGGUUCAACGUAAUUCUUAACGGUUGGUGUAACAUUUGGACUGAUGUGGCUGAAGCGAAGAGGGUUUGGCGAGAGAUGGGGAAUUACUGUGUCACGCCUAACAAGGACUCAUACAGUCACAUGAUCUCUUGCUUCUCUAAAGUUGGGAACCUUUUUGAUUCUCUCAGGCUCUACGAUGAGAUGAAGAAACGAGGGUUGGCUCCAGGGGUUGAAGUUUACAGUUCUUUGGUUUAUGUGCUGACACGUGAGGAUUGCUUUGAUGAAGCUAUGAAGCUUAUGGAAAAGAUGAAGGAGGAAGGGUUAAAGCCAGAUUCUGUCACUUAUGACUCGAUGAUACGGCCGCUUUGUGAGGCUGGAAAGGUGGAAGAAGCCAGGGAUGUGUUGGAAACCAUGAUAAGUGAGAAGCUAAAUCCAACAGUUGAUACAUUUCAUGCAUUCCUUGAGGCUGUAGAUUUUGAUCAGACUUUAGAGGUUUUAGGCCAAAUGAAGAUUUCUUGGUUAGGUCCUAAAGAAGACACCUUUCUCCUCGUUCUUGGAAAACUGUUCAAGGGAAAGCAACCGGAAAAUGCUUUGAAGAUCUGGGAAGAAAUGGGUCGUUUUGAUAUAGCGGCUAAUCCUGCUCUCUACUUGGCUGCAGUGCAGGGCCUUUUGACAUGUGGUUGGCUUGAAAAGGCUAGAGAGAUUUAUUCAGAGAUGAAAUCAAAGGGGUUUUCAGGAAAUCCUAAGCUCCAGAAACUUCUUGAGGAGCAAAAGGUGAAUGGGAACAGAAAAAGCAAGAGGAAAGAUCUUCAGAAAGUUGGUUCUCGGGGAGGCUAUAAAGGUCAACGAUCAAUAUACAUGAAAGAAUCAGAUACGAGUAAGACUUGA